CGCGCGGUCACAUGACCAGAGGCAGUGGCAGCUUCUCAGGCAAGAGGCAAGCAGCGGCGGAGGGAUGGUGAUGGGGCUCCUGCUUUGGGCGCCCGGCGCCGCCUUCUUCUUCUUCUUCUUCUUCGCGGCGUGGGGCUCCGCGGCCGCGUGCGGCUACCAGUCUUGCCCAGUGACAAAACCGGACAUGCUCAAUGUUCACCUGAUCCCUCACACGCAUGAUGACGUGGGCUGGCUGAAGACAGUGGACCAAUAUUUCUUUGGAGUCCGCAAUGACAUCCAGCACGCUGGGGUCCAGUACAUCCUUGACUCUGUCAUACCACAGUUACUGGCUGAUCCCAGCAAGCGCUUCAUCUAUGUGGAAGUGGUGUUCUUUGCUCGCUGGUGGGCGCUGCAGACUGAGAGCAUGCGCCAGGCUGUGAAGCAACUUGUUGCUGAAGGGCGGCUGGAGUUUGUGAAUGGCGGUUGGUGCAUGAAUGAUGAGGCUUCUGUCCACUACAGUGCCGUCAUUGAUCAAAUGAGCCUGGGUCUCCGUUUCCUGCAAGAGACGUUUGGCGAGUGUGGCCGGCCUCGGGUGGCCUGGCACAUUGACCCUUUUGGGCACAGUCGUGAGCAGGCCUCAUUGUUUGCACAGAUGGGCUACGAUGGCUUCUUUGUGGGCCGCAUUGACUACCAGGACAAGGGCCAACGGGAGGCCUGGCGGGAGAUGGAGCAACUGUGGCGUGCAAGUGGAAGCCUGGUUCCCCCAGUUGCAGAUCUUUUCACUGGUGUCCUACCAAAUGGUUACAACCCCCCCAUGUCUCUCUGCUGGGAUCAGAUCUGCUCUGACAACCCGAUUGUGGAUGACGACAGUGAAGAGAACAACGUCGAGAGUCUGGUGGCAUAUUUUCUGGGGACUGCAGCUGCUCAGGCCAACUACUAUCGUACCAACCACAUUGUCAUGACCAUGGGAUCUGAUUUCCAGUAUGAGAAUGCCCUCAUGUGGUACAAGAACUUGGACAAGUUGAUCAAGCACGUCAAUGCAAAGCAAGACAGUGGGAUACGAGUCAAUGUUCUCUACUCUACUCCAAGCUGCUACUUGUGGGAGUUGAACAAGGCCAAUAUGUCAUGGACUCUGAAAUAUGAUGACUUCUUUCCAUAUGCCGACGGCCCCCACCAGUUUUGGACUGGCUACUUCACCAGCCGGCCAGCACUAAAACGUUAUGAGCGGCUCAGCAACAACUUUCUGCAGGUCUGCAACCAGCUGGAAGCGCUAACUGGCAUACAAGGAAACAUGGGGCCUUAUGGCAAUGCCAACAGUUCAGUGCUGCGUCAGGCCAUGGGAGUUGCUCAGCACCAUGAUGCAGUGAGUGGCACAGCAAAGCAGCAUGUGACCAAUGACUAUGCCAAACAGUUGUCUUCUGGGUGGGAUGCCUGUCAGAUUGUGAUGAGCAAUGCCCUUGCCAGUAUUGUGGGCACCAAAGAGAACUUCAUCUAUUGCAACCAACUCAACAUCAGCGUCUGCCAACUGACUGAAGCUGCCCCGACUUUCAUGGUGAUUGUCUACAACCCAUUGGCACGUCCUGUGGACUGGAACAUCCGACUGCCAGUCAAUGGAAGCCAUUACGCAAUUUUGGCUCCUGAUGGACAGACUGUCCCAAGUGAGGUGAUCCCUGUGUCAAGCUUCACCCGGGCCGUGAGACGGGAUCGGGGUGAUGCUGUCAAUGAGCUGGUGUUCCAAGCCUCUGCCCCACCGCUGGGCUACCGCACCUAUUCCGUCUCCAGGCUGCCUGGCCGGGGCUCAGCACGCGCCAGAACGCUGAAGCGGCUACACGAUCACCCUGGAACAGAGCACCUUUCUUGGGCCAUUGAGAACCAGCAUCUACGGGUUGUGUUUGAUUCCAGAACAGGACUCCUGAAAGAGAUAGAGAACCUGGACAAGAAUAUCUCUUUGCCACUGUCCCAAAACUUCUUCUGGUACAAUGCCAGUUCUGGGAAUCAAGAGAACAGCCAGGCAUCUGGAGCCUACAUCUUCCGUCCCAACACCUCGGAGCCUUUCCUCAUUGCUCAGGGAGCCCACUUGUACCAUGUGAAGACUGGAGUGGUACAGGAGAUAUACCAGAACUUCUCCGACUGGUGCUCCCAGGUGGUGCGCCUCUAUGCUGGGCAGCCCUAUGUCGAGCUAGAGUGGACGGUGGGUCCCAUCCCAAUCCGGGAUGGCCUUGGUAAGGAGAUUAUCAGCCGUUUUGAGACAAACUUGCAGACAGAUGGGCUCUUCUACACAGACUCCAAUGGACGCGAGAUCCUAGAGAGAAGGCGCAAUUACAGAGCCACAUGGAACCUGAGUCAGACUGAGCCUGUGGCUGGCAACUACUACCCUGUGAACAGUCGCAUAUUCAUCAAGGAUAAAAAGGUCCAACUGACUGUGCUGACGGACCGCUCACAGGGAGGCAGCAGCAUCUUUGAUGGCUCCCUUGAACUCAUGGUACAUCGGCGGCUACUGCAUGAUGAUGCUCGGGGUGUGGGGGAGCCUCUACUGGAGCCAGGUGAUUACCUCAAUGGGCUGGUGGUGCGAGGCCGACACCUCAUCCUCUUGGACACAGUGGAGUCGUCUGCUGACCAACACCGGUUGCGGGCCCAGCAGGAGUAUAUGGCACCCCAGCUGGUGCUGGCACCUGGCGGGGGACCUCCUUACCACCCUGGACAGGACAGCCUCAAGGAGUACACUGCCCUGAACCAUGCCCUCCCUUCCAAUGUCCACUUGCUGACCUUGGCCCAGUGGGAGCCCAGCACUGUUCUCAUCCGCCUGGAGCAUCAGUUUGAACACGAGGAGAGUGUUAAUGGCUCUAUGCCGGCUGUUGUUAACUUGCAGAACUUGUUCUCUUCUUUCAACAUCAUCAGUUUGCAAGAGAUGAGCCUGGCUGCUAAUCAGAAGCGGGAGGAGAUGAAGAGGUUAAUCUGGCAGUCCGCUAAAGGAGCAGCAGAGCAGAAAGCAGAUUCUGCUCGUCUAGAUCAAACUCAGAUCACGCUACAACCCAUGGAAAUCCGGACUUUCCUGGCUCAUGUUCAGCCCCAAGCCAGCUUUAGAAGAAGAGCCUGAGGAAGCAUCGAAUGUCCUGCCAAUUCAGCUGCUGCCUCAAGGAAUGGCAGGGAGUUGGCACUCUCUGCUAGGGCUUGUCAAGUUGCGCCACAUGUUCUCACUGUUUGUGGAGAGAAGAUUCUUCAAGGCGGCUCCACGCUGGAAAUUAAUUAAGGGCAAUUGGGUCCUCUUUUACGUUCCGCUGAUUGAAAAAGGGAUCACUGGUUAAUUGUCCUUCUGUCCCUUCCCCACUUCCCUUUCGAAUGCACUCACACGUAAGCGGGUAGGUGGAUUUGUUGCAGUACUUGAGCUACCAUAAGUGCAAUCAUUAACUUUGGAAUAAACCACUUCUUUAUGAA
Messenger RNA from Anolis sagrei ordinatus, 3414 nucleotides. RefSeq names its product mannosidase alpha class 2B member 1 (gene MAN2B1). Gene Ontology annotation, molecular function: carbohydrate binding; alpha-mannosidase activity. The record is from RefSeq and is a predicted model, not a curated record. Gene Ontology annotation, cellular component: lysosome. NCBI's taxonomy places the organism in Eukaryota, Metazoa, Chordata, Lepidosauria, Squamata, Anolidae. Gene Ontology annotation, biological process: mannose metabolic process.